AUGUCUGGUGAUUUGAAAAGAGUUGCUGAUGAUUUGGAAGAAAAUUCCACAGAUGAUGCAGACUUGACAGUUGUAAAAGGGAAGAAAAUAAAGACAUUAUCUCAGGAUCAUAGUGUUGGUAGUGAACCUGUCUCCACCAUGGAGAUCAUUCCAUCAGAUUCAUACAAGAAAUUUAGAUCGCAAGGUUUUAGGGCCUCUGAUAAAGAACUGAAUGCAACACAGAUGCAAUCUGCCUUUGAAAGAGAAUUAUCAGAAUUAGAACAUGAAGCCCUUGAUAUUGCAGAAGAUGAUUCCCAUAUAAAUGGUGUUGAAGCUAAGAACUAUUUAAGAAAUGCACUGCCUGCGGAUUUUUCUAGUAAAACACACGAUAUUUCAUUCCAACAGAUUGAAGUUGAACAAAGUACACUCUCUUACAUUAAGGAUGAGGACACAUCAACAGUGGUUAGAUUUUUCGGUGUGACCAAUGAAGGUCAUUCGAUUCUUUGUAAUGUUACUGGUUUUAAGCAUUAUUUAUAUGUUCCACAACCUACAGCUGAUAAUGCCAAUGAUAAAGACAAAAGAGAUCAUUUUAUAAGCUAUUUGAACGAAAAUUACAACAACUGUGUUAGUUCUAUAGAUGUCGUUCCAUGCCAAUCUAUUUGGGGUUAUUCUGGAGAUGCAAAGAUCCCUUUCUGGAAAGUUUCUACCAUUCAACCUAACAUGAUCAACAAAUUAAGAACUGGAUUCGAAAGAGGGCAUAUCACUUUUGAAUCUUGGUUCUCCUCUGGAACUACAACCUAUGAUAAUAUUGCCUAUACUUUAAGAUGUAUGGUUGAUUGUGGGAUUGUUGGUAUGUCGUGGAUUACUUUACCAAAAGGUAAAUACAAUAUGGUUCCAGAAGAUAGAAAGGUCUCUACAGCCCAAUUGGAAGUUCUUAUAAAUUACCGUGAAUUAAUAUCUCAUCCUGCUGAAGGUGAAUGGUCACACUCUGCGCCAUUACGUAUAUUAUCAUUUGAUAUUGAAUGUGCUGGUAGAAAGGGUAUUUUCCCAGAACCAGAGCAUGACGCUGUUAUUCAAAUUGCGAACGUUGUCUCUGUAGCUGGUAGUAAAAAACCAUUUGUAAGGAAUGUUUUCACCGUCAAUUCAUGUUCUCCUAUUACCGGUUCUAAGAUAUAUGCACAUGAUAAAGAAGCUGACAUGUUGGCUCAUUGGCGUGAUUUUGUAGUGGACGUAGACCCUGACGUGAUUAUUGGUUACAAUACCACAAAUUUUGAUAUUCCUUAUUUAAUUAAUCGUGCAAAGGCGCUUAAUGUCGCACAGUUCCCUUAUUUCGGUAGGUUAUCAAAUGUCAAGCAAGAAAUUAAGGAAACCAUCUUUUCAUCUAAGGCCUAUGGUACAAAGGAAUCUAAAGAUGUUAACAUUAACGGUCGUUUGCAAUUAGAUUUAUUGCAAUUUAUUCAGCGUGAAUAUAAAUUAAGAUCAUACACAUUGAAUGCUGUGUCUGCUUACUUUCUGGGUGAACAGAAAGAAGAUGUCCAUUAUAGUAUUAUUACUGAUCUGCAAAAUGGUGAUAGUGAAACUAGAAGAAGAUUGGCAGUAUAUUGUUUAAAGGAUGCGUAUUUACCCUUAAGAUUGUUAGAAAAUUUAAUGGCUUUGGUCAAUUAUACAGAAAUGGCUCGUGUUACAGGUGUCCCCUUCUCGUAUUUAUUAUCCAGAGGUCAGCAGAUUAAAGUUGUGUCUCAGUUAUUUAGAAAAUGUUUAGAAAUUAACACUGUGAUACCUAAUAUGCAGUCUCAGGCAACCGAUGAACAAUAUGAAGGUGCCACCGUUAUCGAACCCAUUCGUGGUUAUUACGAUGUACCGAUUGCAACUCUGGAUUUCAACUCUUUAUAUCCCAGUAUUAUGAUGGCCCAUAAUUUAUGUUAUACAACACUUUGUAAUAAAGCUACUGUGGAAAGAUUGGGAUUAAAAAAAGAUGAAGACUACAUUAUUACCCCAAAUAACGAUUACUUUGUAACUGCGAAGAAAAGACAUGGGAUCUUACCUAUUAUUUUAGAAGAAUUGAUUUCAGCUAGAAAAAGAGCUAGGAAGGACUUGAGGGCUGAAACUGACCCAUUUAAAAAGAGUGUCUUAAAUGGUAGACAACUUGCUUUGAAAAUUUCUGCUAAUUCGGUGUAUGGUUUUACGGGUGCAACAGUUGGUAAAUUACCAUGUUUAGCUAUUUCUUCCUCCGUUACAGCGUUUGGUCGUGAUAUGAUUAUGACCACUAAGAAUGCUGUUCAGGAAAAGUACUCUAAGAAAAAUGGUGCUGAGCAUGAUUCUAUUGUUGUCUAUGGUGAUACAGAUUCUGUGAUGGUGAAGUUUGGUAGUACUGAUUUGGGAGAAGUAAUGAAGAUGGGUGAGGAAGCAGCUGCAUAUGUAUCCACCUUGUUCAAACAUCCGAUUAAUUUGGAAUUUGAAAAAGCAUACUUUCCUUACUUACUAAUUAAUAAAAAGAGAUAUGCCGGUUUAUAUUGGACAAAUACUGAGAAAUAUGAUAAAUUGGAUCAAAAGGGUCUUGCGUCCGUUAGAAGAGAUUCCUGUCCAUUGGUAUCGAUUGUUAUGAAUAAAGUAUUGAAGAAGAUCUUGAUUGAACGAGAGGUUGAUGGUGCUCUUGCUUAUGUUAGAACUGUCAUUGAUGAUAUUUUGCACAACAGAAUUGAUAUAUCCAAGUUAAUUAUUUCGAAAACAUUAGCACCAAACUAUACUAAUCCACAACCUCAUGCUGUUCUUACUGAACGUAUGAAGAAAAGAGAUGGUAUGGGACCUAGUGUUGGUGAUCGUGUUGAUUACGUCAUUAUUGGUGGCAACGAUAAGCUUUAUAAUCGUGCAGAGGAUCCGUUAUAUGUAUUGGAGCAUAAUUUACAGAUUGACUCGAAAUAUUAUUUGAAUAAUCAAUUACAAAAUCCAAUUUUAAGUAUCACCAUUCCGAUUAUUGGUGAAAAGAAAGCAAAGGAGAUGUUUGUUGUUAAAUCUAUUAAAAUCAAUACUGGACUAACUAAAGGUGGUCUGUUUGGUUUUGUUAAAAAGGUAGAAGUUUGUAAAAACUGCAGGAGUCCUCUGAAGAAAGGUGAAUCAGCUCUAUGUGAAAACUGCCAAUCUAAAUCUAGUGAACUCUAUAUUCAAGCUCUUUAUGAUGUACGGGAUCUCGAAGAUAAAUUCUCAAGGUUGUGGACUCAAUGUCAACGUUGCGCAGGGAAUUUACAUAAUGAGGUUCUAUGUUCCAAUAAGAAUUGUGACAUUUUCUAUAUGCGUGUUAAGGUGAAGAAAGAGUUACAGGAGAAGGUUGAACAAUUGAGUAAAUGGUAG
Maudiozyma barnettii is the source of this 3327-nucleotide messenger RNA. It is a transcript of the gene POL3, whose product is annotated as DNA-directed DNA polymerase delta POL3. Gene Ontology annotation, biological process: nucleotide-excision repair, DNA gap filling; DNA replication proofreading; DNA-templated DNA replication. Gene Ontology annotation, molecular function: nucleotide binding; DNA binding; DNA-directed DNA polymerase activity. The coding region runs from base 1 to 3327 and encodes 1108 amino acids. Gene Ontology annotation, cellular component: delta DNA polymerase complex. NCBI's taxonomy places the organism in Eukaryota, Fungi, Ascomycota, Saccharomycetes, Saccharomycetales, Saccharomycetaceae. The transcript has a single exon. The record is from RefSeq and is a predicted model, not a curated record.